Rhea pennata is the source of this 2893-nucleotide messenger RNA. RefSeq names its product brain enriched myelin associated protein 1 (gene BCAS1). The transcript has 12 exons. The record is from RefSeq and is a predicted model, not a curated record. The coding region runs from base 9 to 1910 and encodes 633 amino acids. Gene Ontology annotation, biological process: myelination. Lineage: Eukaryota; Metazoa; Chordata; Aves; Rheiformes; Rheidae.
CAGGCAGUAUGGGGAAUACACUGAGUGUCCCAGAGGAAGCUGAAGAAGACAAUACCUGCACAAUAAAGAGCUACCAGGCUAUUUCUGAACCUCCUGCCAAUAUUAAAAAUGGAUCUGUUGCUGUUGUUCAGGCUACUUCUACAAUGAACGGUGAUGUGGAUGCAAGGGCAAGUGUUGCACAGGAUAAUGUGGCUGUUUCUUCCCUGAAGACAAUGGAGAUAAGCUCUGUUUCUGAUGCAGGCGGAAAGAAUCCGGGGAACAAUGCCAAGAAACCCCUGCCAUCUGCUAAAUCUCGUUCUGUCUUUGCGUUUUCAUGGCCUGUACCAGGGCGUACUGAAAAUCAAGCUACAGAUUCAUCAGUUGGAUCAGCUAAACUCGAUGUCAGCUCAGAGACGCCUGAAGUGAACAAAGCACUAAGUCAAAGUGUGGAGUCUCCCGCAGCAGCUGCACUGGAGCAAUGCUCACAUAAAAACCUGACCCAGGCCCCUCCUGCAGCAUUGCUUAGUGAAGUCGAACUCACAGCACCGGAGACACCUGAAGGAGAGGAUGCAGCUGUUCCAGAGCCAAAACAAGUAACCUUUUUUGACAGAAUCUUCAAACUGGAGAAGAAAAAGGAGAGGAGUAAAACACAAAUUGAUACCCAAGAGGAAAGGCAGGCUUCAGACACUCCUGACGGAAGCAUCCCAGCAAAAGAGGCUGUUGGAUUACAGAGCACGUCAAGCAGUGUCCCACAGGGGAAGGAGAUAGAUGACUGCAACCAAAAAGACAUACGGGAGGACUCAGCAGGUGUCAACUGUGCCACCACUGAGCAACCUACAAAGGCAGAGGUAAAACAAGAGAACUCUCAAGCAGUUGUUGCAGCAGACAAAGAUAAUUCUGUCAUGAGUUUCCUUAAAACACUGGUCUCCCCAGGCAAAGCUGAUGCCAAAAGUGAUUCUGAAGACAAGGGAUCGAAAGUGGAAAAAGGCCAUGGUGGGCAACCUGCUCCGCAGACUGCUGCUGAAUCGCAAAUGAAAGGAACCAAGAAAAAGAAGUCAGAGAGUCCCAAGUUAGGACACAGUACAUUUAGCAAACUCUUUAGGCAUAAGGUUGCAAAAGAGGCUCAACAGACUACUAAUACCAAAAGCACCGAGCAGCAGCCUGUUACCUCUCUAAAAUCAGAAAAAAAUGCUCCACCUUCUCAAGAGCCUCAAACAACUAAGCACAACACAAAAGCCCCUGAACCUGCAGCCCAGCAGCAGGCAGCGGCAGCAGCUACUGAAGUACCCAAAGAGAUGGCUAAGGAGAAAGCAUCAUCUGCUCCCAUGCCUCUGAGCAAACUCUUUCGGAAAAAGAACCCAUCGGAUGAAGCAGAAAUUGUAAGCAAUGAAAAAGCAGACACGUCUUUAGAAGCAGUGGCUCCUGAUAAAGAUGACAGUAAAAACCCAGAAGCUUCAGAACUGAAACCUAGAAGAGAAGAAAUUAAAACCCCCAAAGCAAACCUGAGGAAAUUUUUUAAACUGUCAGUCAAGGGUGAUGGAGGGACAACCAAAUCAGAAGAGGUAAAUGGUCCAAACCCCAAUCACCAAACAUCAAACUCCACAGAGAGGCCAGUUGCCCCAGCUGAAAGUGAACCUGUGGGCCAAAAGAGCAAAGAGAGUUCAAAAGACAAGAAGUCGACAGUGGAGCUGAGCAAGCAAAAAGGCAACAAACAGGAAACCAGAGAACAGCUAGACUCCAGAGAGCAGCAAACAACUGAGACUGAUUCCAUCCAGAAUGGAGGAGACACUUCAAAGGAACCCUCCUUCAAGAAGACAGAGAAGAGGCAGUCCUUUGGAGGGUUCUUAAAGGGCCUCGGUCCUAAAAGGAUGUCUGAUGCCGAAGUGCAAACAGAUCCCGUGUCUAUCCUACCUGCUGGGAAAUCCAAGUAAUGAAUACACUUGGCUGCUGAAGGAGCAGCAGCUGUCUAUGAGCUCCCAUGCAGUAAAGAUGACUCAUUAUUUUCCUUUAUAUGGCUGUCAUCAAAUAUCUGAGGCUAAAGCAAACACUGUUGUAUCAUUUAAGGUAUAUCAUUUACAGGAUUUGUUGAUUAGAUGCUAGAAAGUAGCUGUAAAGAUUAAACCAAAACUCUGACAAGAAGCAAUGUGUAGUAUUACACUUAAAAGGAGGUUAUGUGGAUGAUUUUAAGUCUAUGGAGGGUAGGGUAUGUAAGGUAAGAAAGUGGUAGUGAAUUAAAUAAAUGGCAGAAAAAGUGCAUGUGACAAAGGAAUGCAGUUUGUGCAGCAAGGCAUGAGAAACAAAUCCUCAGCUAGCGAGCUUUAAAACAGCCCAGGGCAGGGGGGGGAGAGGAAGCUCUUUUGAUAAACUUUAUACUUAAAAGUAAAAACAACCAAGCCACCUUCUAUGGUUUUCAACAGUGCUUAAAUUAGCAAAGUCUACAUUAUAAUAGAAUCAGUGAUUAUAAGGUUAUGCUUCAUAUUGGUUAUUAAUGUAAAAUAAAAAGCUAAAAUGCAAAGGCUUUACAUGAUUGAGACAACUUCUCUCUUGUCUUGGCGAGGUGUGAUAACAAAUUAAAAACUAUUUAAAGUUCUAAUAGGAACACAAGGGGGCACCCACAUCCCCACUGCAGUCCUAACUCCAAGGCCUUGCCUACAAUCUUGUUAUUAAUGUUUUUCAGAUGAUAGGAAAAAACUUAGUUGUUUCAUCAAAUACUUGUUUAUAUCCAUACUUGUAAUUAAUCCUAGUAGAAACCAAAAUCAAGGCUGAUCGGGCCUCUCCCUGCUUUACAAGACUCUUGUAAUAACUAGUUAAUAAAUUUUACAGAAAAUUAAGAUUUCUGUGGUUUGUUCAACCCUGGACUAGCUCAGACAGGGAACCAUGGGCCUUACUCUUUAAUUCACACUAGCAUCUGAAU